Molecule: messenger RNA, 2370 nt
Organism: Lepus europaeus (European hare)
Lineage: Eukaryota; Metazoa; Chordata; Mammalia; Lagomorpha; Leporidae
Gene: CDH9
Product: cadherin 9
Exons: 11
Coding region: 1-2370 (789 amino acids)
Biological process (GO): homophilic cell-cell adhesion; adherens junction organization; cell morphogenesis
Cellular component (GO): adherens junction; plasma membrane; catenin complex
Molecular function (GO): cadherin binding; calcium ion binding
Source: RefSeq, a predicted model, not a curated record
AUGAGGACUUAUCAUUGCCUACCAUUAUUCAUCUGGAUGUAUCUGUUCCAUGCAGUUGACACCAUCCCAUUCCAAGACAAGGCUAACAGUCAUUUACCAAGCCAAAGGAUAGUAGGUCUGACAAAAGAUGCUGAUAAAAUGUUGCGUCGCACCAAGCGUGGGUGGAUGUGGAAUCAGUUCUUCUUGUUGGAAGAGUACACUGGUACAGACACACAAUAUGUAGGCAAGCUUCACACUGACCAAGAUAAUGGAGAUGGAAAUUUAAAAUACAUAUUAACAGGAGAUGGGGCUGGCAGUCUGUUCAUUAUAGAUGAAAAUACAGGAGACAUUCAUGCUGCAAAGAAAUUAGACAGAGAAGAAAAAUCCUUGUACAUUCUCCGUGCCAAGGCAAUAGACAGAAAAACUGGGCGGCAGGUGGAGCCAGAAUCUGAAUUUAUCAUUAAAAUCCAUGAUAUCAAUGACAAUGAACCAAAAUUCACAAAAGACUUAUAUACUGCCAGUGUUCCUGAAAUGUCUGGAAUUGGCACAUCUGUUAUACAAGUGACUGCAACGGAUGCAGAUGACGCCAACUACGGAAAUAGUGCCAAAGUGGUCUACAGCAUAUUGCAAGGGCAACCAUAUUUUUCAGUGGACCCAGAAUCAGGCGUAAUAAAAACUGCAUUACCAGAUAUGAGCAGAGAGAAUCGGGAGCAGUACCAGGUGGUUAUACAGGCCAAAGACAUGGGUGGCCAGAUGGGAGGCCUUUCUGGAACUACCACAGUGAAUAUCACCCUGACGGAUGUGAACAACAAUCCUCCUCGUUUUCCCCAGAGUACAUAUCAGUUUCAUUCUCCUGAGUCUGCCCCUCCCGGAACCCAUCUUGGAAGGAUAAAAGCCAAUGACCCUGACGUGGGAGAAAAUGCUGAGGUGGAAUAUAGCAUAGCUGAAGGAGAAGGAGCAGACAUGUUUGAUGUCAUCACUGACAAGGAUACACAGGAAGGGAUUAUAACUGUCAAACAGAAUUUAGAUUUUGAAAAAAAAAAGUUAUACACUUUAAGAGUGGAUGCAAGUAACACUCACCCUGAUCCACGAUUCUUACAACUGGGACCUUUCAAAGACACAGCCAUGGUCAAGAUAUCAGUGGAAGAUAUAGAUGAGCCUCCUGUGUUCAGUAAACGCUCAUACUUGCUAGAAGUCGAUGAAGAUGUGAAGGAGGGUAGCAUCAUUGGGCAGAUCACAGCAUAUGAUCCAGAUGCCAUGAACAAUUUAAUAAAAUAUUCUGUUGAUCGGCAUACUGAUAUGGACCGAAUUUUCAGCAUCCACUCAGAAAAUGGCUCUAUUUUCACCUUGAAGCCCCUUGACCGAGAAUCAUCUCCUUGGCACAACAUUACCAUUACAGCUGCAGAAAUAAAUAACCCAAAACAAAGUAGCCACAUUCCUGUCUUCAUCAGGAUUCUAGAUAUAAAUGACCAUGCUCCGGAAUUUGCCAUGUACUAUGAAACAUUUGUUUGUGAAAAUGCAAAACCUGGGCAGCUGAUUCAGACUGUUAGUGUCAUGGACAAAGAUGACCCACCCCGAGGCCACAAGUUCUUCUUCGAACCAGUGCCAGAAUUUCCGCUCAACCCAAACUUCACCAUUGUAGACAAUAAAGAUAAUACAGCAGGAAUCAUGACUCGAAAAGAUGGGUACAACCGCAACAAAAUGAGCACUUACUUAUUGCCAAUUUUGAUCUUCGAUAACGAUUAUCCGAUUCAAAGCAGCACCGGCACACUCACUAUCCGCGUGUGCGCCUGCGACAGUCAGGGGAACAUGCAGUCCUGCACGGCCGAAGCCUUGAUCCUCUCCGCAGGCCUCAGCACCGGCGCUCUCGUGGCCAUUUUGCUCUGUGUCCUCAUCCUGCUCGUUUUGGUUGUGCUGUUUGCUGCAUUGAAGAGGCAACGAAAAAAGGAACCUCUGAUAAUAUCCAAGGAUGAUGUCCGAGACAACAUUGUGACCUACAAUGAUGAAGGCGGUGGGGAAGAAGACACUCAAGCUUUUGACAUUGGCACACUGAGGAACCCAGAAGCACGGGAAGACAGUAAACUGAGAAGGGAUGUAAUGCCCGAAACUAUUUUUCAGAUACGGAGGACUGUGCCUCUGUGGGAAAAUAUUGAUGUACAAGAUUUUAUCCAUCGAAGAUUAAAAGAAAAUGACUCAGAUCCAAGUGCACCUCCUUAUGAUUCACUGGCAACAUACGCCUAUGAAGGGAACGAUUCCAUAGCGGGUUCCCUCAGCUCUUUAGAAUCUCUCGCAGCCGAUGGUAACCAGGAUUAUGAUUACCUCAGUGACUGGGGGCCUCGGUUUAAAAAACUUGCUGAUAUGUAUGGGGGCGAUGACAGUGAUCGAGACUAG